Molecule: messenger RNA, 3646 nt
Organism: Notechis scutatus (mainland tiger snake)
Lineage: Eukaryota; Metazoa; Chordata; Lepidosauria; Squamata; Elapidae
Source: RefSeq, a predicted model, not a curated record
AUGGCCCUUUGUUGGAUCCAGAAGCCUUGCCUGCCGGCUUUUCUGGGCAACACGGGACUGAGCAUGAACAGACAAUCGUGCCUGGUCCCUGGGACUCUGGGAGACUCUUCACGAGCAACACUGCCAGUACCUCAGAAUUCUGUUGCUGUAUGUCAACAGUUUUCAGUCACAGAACUGAAGACAAAGUUGUCUAUACAUGAAAAUUCCAUGACUACCGGAACCUUGGAAGAAGAUGAAUGGAUUAAUUUAAGAGAAAACUUGACUGUACCAUGUGUCUUAGAAGCACUGAGUAUAAAUGUAAAUGAUGAAGGAAGACUUGCUAAUACAGAUAUUGAAGAUUUUUCAAAAAUUACUAAUUUCCAGUUAGAUGAAUGGCUUGAUGACAAGAGUUCCUUCUGUGAUAGCAACGUGAAGAUUUUUAGUAUCCCUCAUUGUACUGGGACCAAGGAUUCUUGUUCUCCUAAAAAAAAUGAGAUUUUUUCUUCACUACCUCUGAUACCUACUUCACUACAGGAUAGUAUCUCUAUAGCAGACAACAAUGUAUCUAUUGAAAAUCAUAUCAAGCAAACCAAAUUACAAAAUGAAAUUGAAAAGCCAGUGCAGAUUGAAAACCAUGAAGUAGAAAAAAACAAUCAACUAGUCAGUUGCAAGAAAGUCUCUACCUCAGCAGAUAGUACAUUAAGAAAUAAAAAGUCAAUUCUAUCUGAACAGCCUAGAAAAUAUAAAGAUGACUUUGAUCUUUUGAGUAAUUUUAUCAAACUGAGAUCUAAACAGGUUGUCAGCCAAAGAGAGGAAGGAAAUAAUCUGGAUAUUCAAGAAGAAGUAUUUGAUGCUGAGGAUGAACAACCUUCAAUGGAAAGCCACAAAAGUCCUGGGGUUCCUGGCAUGACAGUUCCUAUGGAAAACCAAUCAAAAGACAAUCAUACAUUAGCCUUCGUCAAAAUUAAAACAUCAGAGUGUCAGUCUCAGGCAUAUCAUAUCCUGGAAGCUGCAGCGGCUCCAGUUUUGAAAGAACUUAUAAAGUUUGACAUGCAGAAUUCAAGGUUUGCCACCCUUAAUUCUGAUAACACCAGAUUUUUUUUGAAACAACAAGAGAAAGUGGUCAGUGACACAUUGAAACAAGGUAGCAAAGGUGCAAAAUAUAUUUUGGUAUUCAGACAUGCUACUAUUCUUCAUUUGCUGGUUACAGUUCGUGAUCUUUUAUUAACCUGUAACCUGAACACUGCAUUAGAAUAUUUGUCCAAGGCAAAAGACAAUUAUAAAGACUUCCAAGACUAUGAUCUGAAUAUUAUUUGGAAACAGCUGAAAAUUGUGGAAUUUGUUGUGCAGGAGCACAAAGUCAGUCCCAAAGUGACAGAAUUACAGCAUCAAAUUUCUAAGUGGGUACAGAAUAAUGCAAAUGAUCAGAACAAGGUAGUAAUUGUGAUUAGAAUGGAUGUUGAUGAAGAAACAGAAGUCCUAAUCAAUACCAUUAAUACAGUGCAAGGCUUGAAGGCCAUAUAUUUGAAUUCUAAGAAAAGAGGAAUGUUGUUCGAUAGUAAACAUAUAAUAAAUAGUUUGGACAUAUGUUCUUGUAUCAUUGUGCAUAAUCAACAUAUUGGGUCUGAUUUCCCCUGGAUCAAUUUUUCAUUGGUGAUAGAGUACAACUACAAUGAGAAUUCCUGUUGGAUUGAUCUAUGUAAAAAAAUGAAUAUAUCUUACUUAAUUUUCCAAACAACACCCCCAGAACCAAUUGAAACUGAAGAGUUUUUGCCAGAUAAUCUUGGAUAUGAUCUUCUGAGGUUGUCAAUUCCUUAUGUUUUUUUGACAUCUGAAGGACUUCUCAAUACCCCAGAAAUUCUUCAGUUACUAGAAUCCAAGUAUAAUAUUACACUAAUUGAAAGAAACUGUUGUGAGACCUUAAACUAUUUUGAAGGUACAGAACAUUAUGCGGUGAUGACCAUAGAUGAAUGCACAGCUAUUGUUAUGCAGAACAUGGAAGAACUCAAUUAUGAAAAAUCCUCUGAUAACAUUGUCUUAAGAUUGAUGGCACUAUCACUCCAGUAUGCCUCCUGUUGGAUUAUUUUAUACUCCAGAGAAAGAUUAAAUUCUAAAUAUAGCCUAACUGGAAAAACCCUGCAUCAUCUUGCUUUGAUUUAUGCAGCAUUGAUUUCUUUUGCUCAGAAUUCAGACUUUGAAGUGAAGAUGACCCUUACACCAGGAGUUGAAGAAACAGCACUUUUGGUUCGCCAGAUAGCUGACCAUAUAUUAUUGGCAUCUAAACAACAUCCUCAGGAGUGGCUGAACAAAUCAUGGCUUUCUGUCCUGCCAUCAGAAGCAGAGAAAUGCUUGCUUACAUUUCCAUGCAUGAAUCCACUAGUUGCUCAAGUCAUGCUAAAGAAAAGUUCUUCACUGGAAUGGCUCCUGGCAGCAUCUUUUGUUGAGCUUCAGGAACUUCUGCCUGAGGUGCCAGAAAAGGUUUUGAAGAAUUUUAGUGAUAUCACUUCAUUAUAUAUCCUCAAACCACUAACAAGACCAGGAACACAAAAAGAAAUGUCUCUUCAAGGAAAUAUUAAUUCUGCCAUCUGCUCUUAUUCUCAGCUUCCAUUUCCUGAGGCUUUGUUCUCCAGAUUGCAAGGACAUAAUUCCUUUACUGAGUAUUCAGAAUGCUUUCCCGAAGAACAGAACAAAUACUGUUCCACAGAUUUCUGCCAAAAUGGAUCUUGUGGUUGUCUGAAAUCAACUGGAGAACAUAGCUUAGUUAUACCUUCAAUAUUGUAUGAAGGAGACACCUGUCCCUUUCAGGAUAAUGUAAAGAUAGAGAGGCAACUUUAUCUCCCAUUUCUGAAAAAAGUGGAAACAGAAAAAAUAAUAAAUGCAUCGCAUUUAACACUGAAUAGUAUUGGGGGAUCUUCCCAUGUCAAUAAUGAAACCACAAUGUCAUAUUUGCACUGUAACCAGGACACUAGCUCUUAUAUUGAGAAUUGUCCACUGAAUAGAAUGACUGUUUCAAAAGUGGACACAGGCAGACAGCUAGAUAUCUCUGAGUUCUUGAAGAAGACUAACUAUCAUGAUGCUAAAAAUGAACAUCUGGGAAAAAUUCAACCUCUUGCGCAACGACUGAAUUCUUUCCAUGAUUUCAAGCAUUCUUCUCAUAUUGUUUCUAAACGAAAAGAUGUUCUGUUCCAGGAAAGCUCAGGGAAUGUUUUGGAAAUAGGAAGAAAAGCAAGCAGCAGUCCUGCAUUACAAUCUGAGGAAAGAUUUUGGGGUAACCCCCCAUUCAUACAAGCAAUGGAUUCUUCUCCCUAUGAUUCACGUGUAGGCAAAGCCAUAUCCAGUCCAGAUAGGUUCAUGAACUUUGGUGUUCAGUUUACUGGAGAAUAUACCAGGGGGAAAGGACGUAAUUCAUUAUCAGGUGAACAGAGACAACAAGAUGUUUCAGGUUUAGAAUUUAUGCAAUUACCACAGCUUAAAAAAAGGCGUCUAACUUUUGAAAAAGAUCCUACGAGACAUGAUGGCCAAACCCGUCUCAAAUUUUUUUAGAAGAAAUGGAGGCUUCAAAAAUCUUGUUAUUUGCAAUACAUAAAAACAAAUUUAGCAGAUUUAAUCUUCUUUUAUAGUAACUUAUUUACAAUUUGUUUCAAUCUUAUAUGUAAUUAUUAUUUUU